Molecule: messenger RNA, 2934 nt
Organism: Orbicella faveolata
Lineage: Eukaryota; Metazoa; Cnidaria; Anthozoa; Scleractinia; Merulinidae
Source: RefSeq, a predicted model, not a curated record
AUGAACAUUCGCAGCAUACAGGAUUGUGAGUUUGUGACGAUGUGAACACGGGAUUCGUCUUGUUUCCUUUUGUUGUUGUACUGAGAACUUCAGAAUUACAUGUCGCACCUGGUGUGCCGUAAUUAAUAACAUGAUUUAUGACAAGGACACAAUCUAUUGUAAACCUUGUGUACAUCAUGACAGACACGUGCUUUUGUCUUCUUGAAGGUCAUUCCAAUUUAGAGCUCAAUGAAGGGAUGGAAGAGAAAGACAUAUUGCCGAGAGAUAGGUGACGUGAGGGGCGAUCACUCUGCUGACGUUCAGCCCAACCUAAAUCAGUCAAAAAUCCUGAUCAUUAUUUCCUUUCUGUUUUGAAACUAGUACAAUGGGGUAACCUAUAGUUAUUGUAGAGAAGACACUACUAUCAAUAACAAAGUCAUUUUCUGAAAUAACUGGAAGCGUUCCAAUUCCCCAACUAAGGAACGUGACUUUAUUUCUACCCUCAUUGCUUACUCAAUACUGCUUUGUUUCAGUUAUGAGCUUAAGAAAACCCCUUACAGCAAAAGAACAUAAAAAUAUUAUACACCGCGCUUGAUUUAUGAAGCUUUGUUCAUAAAUGAACAUAACAUUCCACUUUCUUAAGUGUAAAUUCUACUUUCUUCCAUGCCUGCAAGUCCUUCUUUUGUGCUAAGUUUAUGCAAGUUUUUUUCUAAAAAAAACAAAACAAAACAAAACAACAACAGAAAAAAAAAAAGGUGCAUAUAAGAGAGGUAACACUUUUCUCGCCGUAACAUUUCGCGAUUGAAAUAAUUCAAUGGCGGUAAAACGCGCAUUUGGGAAGAGCUGGAGCUGUUAACAUCUCAAACUAGUUAAUCUGGAAAGCGCCACGGCAUUUAUUAGACGUGUUAAAUAACAAAAAGGUGGCCUGCAAAUAGGCACGAAAAAGAUGAGAACGGACAUUUCAGAGUUAAUGCAAGUUUACUAAUCCAAUGGAGACUUCAUCGCUCUUUUGCUGAAAACCACCCAAAACAGGUUCAUAUAUUAUUAACGACAUGUUUUCUAUCAAGACAAGCUCUAACUGGUUCACAAGUCGUUCUUGGCAGAAGGAAAUAUGGCAAAGUUUCAAAACAGCCAUUCAUAAACCACAAAACAUCACACCACCCGCAAAAACACCAAAUUGGAAGACAGAGCUUUUGUUGACGUAAGCAAAUGUCAAAAUAUUGGCUAUCUCACUUGACAAGAAAUGUGAGAAAAACACUCCAAUCAAUCGAAUAAUUUGCCUUUGUUUAUUUGGAAGGUUAUUAACAAUGCUUUGUAGCUCUCCUCCGUUUAACGAGCGAGUCGCACAGCGUUUUGCAUUUAAAGUGCUGUUUUGAAGUCAAAGUGUGUCUAAAUGCAUUCUUAUCUAUCGAAGGAACAAAGGGAAAGUUAUCUUAGAGAGUUGUUUUAUUCUUCGUUCAGCGACAGGCGAGCGAGCGUAGCUGUAAGAAAUGAAGAAGUUCGAAGCCUUGCUAAACAUCUGAGGAAACUUUACAGCCUAGUAGAGAUUGGAAAAGGACUUUCUCCGGACGCAGAGAGCGCUCUAAAAGAGAUCAUUAAGUUCUGUACGAAAGGCAGACCGGGUUUCUACGAAGCCAAAAUGAUGGCAGACUACAAGAAACUUUUGUUUUUUCGCGGGCAAAGAGAAGAAAUGGAAAGAAGCAUUCAAGAGCAGCAGUGCUUUCAGUGUAUUCAUAAGAAGAAGAAACCCUUAGCUGUCCUGCGAGAAGACGACUGGUAUUGGGGAACAAAGCAACAGCUCAGAUGUGGAGAAAUCAUUGCAGACACACUCGGAGGACUCGAUCCUGCGUUUGGUGUCCUUUUGCAUCCUGCAGGGGGAAGGACAGAACUUGCAAAUCCAAACAACAAACAGUUUCGAAUCACGGGUAAAGAGAAAGAAGAAAUAGAGGCCAUCCUGUAUCACACUGCAACACAUGAUGCCUGUGGUUACCUCAGCGAGUAUCACAAGAUUGGGCCUGGGUACAACUACCUCGGUACCAUGCUGACCGUGUUUCCCACAUGCAUCCCACAGAGUGGAAGAUUGGCAGCGCUUAUGUUCUGGAAGAAGUUGAUCAACGAACCUGAUACUCCAUUUGAGUAUUGAAAAAUCAAAUAUUAUCAGUUACCCGAAGCUGAUAAUCGGCCCUACUGGAGCCUAGUUUUAUUGUCGAGUAUGCUUCUGUUACUAUUCCAGUUGGGCUAAUCACACUCAAGUUAUCUGUGAUCUUCGUUUACAGAUAUACACGAUAUGAUAAUCUAGGGUGUUUAAGGAGAAUGGGAUUUAAUAUCUGUUGAAACCUAAUAACCUAAAUAGGUUUUUCUGAGUAAAAGAAGUAGCUAAGAUCCUUUUCAGGGGUGAGGGCUAGGUUGUAUUUGCAACUUUUUUUUAGAAUAAUACGGUAGUUUUGUUUUGGAGUCUUUGGCUAGUUUACGUCAAACGGCUGAAGCGGUGAACAAGUUAGCAAAAAAAACUAACGCAAAGUGUCUCCUCUUCACACUGUUUGAAAAAAACAUGUACAAAGAAGGAAAAGCAUGGGAAAAAUUGACAAAAAAUAAAAAAAGGAACAGUUCCAGGUUCCGAUGCUGACUCGUUGAAAAAGUCACUGAUACUAAUCAUGAUGAUAAUGAUAGCGAUCAUGACGAUGUUGAUAGUGGAUUCUUUACAAAUACAGUAUUUUUUAGUACUUUUAAGGGUUUUUUAUAUUAAAAAUUAGAUUUGAUUGAAAAAGAUUAUCCUCGCAAGUGAGGAAGUUGUUACGAUUAACCGAUUAACCGUUUUGUCGACCUGACAAUCGAUACAAUGUUGCUUAGAAUUAGUAAAAGCUUAAUCUCUCUCGUUUAUGUGUAAACUCAAUGAGGGCGUAAAAAAAGAUCAAACUGAUCGUCUAAUUAAAAAUUUUGUAAUACUUGUCAAAC